Oppia nitens is the source of this 2718-nucleotide messenger RNA. RefSeq names its product zonadhesin-like. Lineage: Eukaryota; Metazoa; Arthropoda; Arachnida; Sarcoptiformes; Oppiidae. The record is from RefSeq and is a predicted model, not a curated record. The transcript has 8 exons. Bases 86 to 2710 code for a protein of 874 amino acids.
UAAACAUGUAUAUACUGUACUCAUUUAUGUAAUAUGAAAUAAUUAUGUAAAUAUAAGUUAGUAUCGGACGAUAACUAAAUAAAUAAUGAAAAACAUUAUUAUUAUUAUAUUAGUUUGUUUUAUAUUAGUUAUACAAAUUAGACAAAUCAUUAGCAUAUGCGAUACAUUUCGCAAUACAGAGUUUACAUACGUUGGAUCAGAUUGUGGCCGUAUGUGCGGUGAUCUUCAGAAAAAGUAUGACAUAAAUCAGUUGAUUCACGCAAAUCCAUUUUGCGAAGAAGCCCACUCCUCUAUUGGAUGCUUCUGUAUUAAAGGCUAUUAUCGUAACUGGGCUUUUGAUUGUGUCCGACCCCAUGAAUGCCAUAAUAAGGCUAAAUCAGACAAAAAUGAUCCGAAAAAGAAUUGCGACAAAGAAAAUGAAAGAUACCAGAAAUGUGGUAAUCAUUGUACAGAAAUGUGCAAAAAUAUUGGCAAAACUCAUAAAUGCAAACAAACUUGUAAGCAUGGUUGUUUUUGUGAGAAGGAUUAUUAUAGGAAUAGUAAAGGAAAUUGUGUUCUUAAAUAUGAGUGUCGAGAGGAUAGUAAUGUCAACACUAAACCCAAUCGUAAACCAAAUAAAGAUAAACAUAAUAAAAAUAAACCGAAUAAAGAUAAUGAAAGUAAUGAAAGUAAUGAAAGUAAUGAAAGUAAUGAUGAACCAAAUGACAGCACCAAAGAUCCAAAUGACAGCACCAAAGAUCCAAAUGACAGCACCAAAGAUCCAAAUAACAGCACCAAAGACCCUAAUGACAGCACCAAAGACCCAAACGAGAGCAGUAAAGAUCCAGAUGACACCACUAAAGACCCAAAUGACAGCACCAAAGACCCGAAUGAUAGCACCAAAGACCCGAAUGAUAGCACCAAAGACCCAAAUGACAGCACCAAAGACCCGAAUGAUAGCACCAAAGACCCAAAUGACAGCACCAAAGACCCGAAUGAUAGCACCAAAGACCCAAAUGACAGCACCAAAGACCCGAAUGAUAGCACCAAAGACCCAAAUGUUAGUACUGAUGAUCCGAAUGGAGGUACUGAUGAUCCGGGCAAAGAGUCAACGACAGAACCAACAGCUAAUUCAAAAAAAUGUGGACUCAAUGAACACUACGAUCGUUGUGGAUCUCAUUGUCGUAAAUCGUGUCAACAAUUUGCCGAUAAUUCAACAAAAACCAAGUCAUGUCCGGCUUCUGAAUGCAAACCCGGCUGUUAUUGCGACGAUGGACUCUACAAGAAUAGUGACGGUAUUUGUUUACCGAAAGAUCAGUGCAUUUGUCCCAAUUUGAAGCCUAAAAAAUGUAAGAAUCCUAACGAACGAUAUUUUUUCUGUUAUAAUGAGUGCGGCAGACGGUGUCCGUCAGCUUCAGACAAAUCAAACACCAAAUGUAAUGACAAGUGUUCGCGCGGUUGUCUCUGUGCCGAUGAGUUCUUUAGGGAUGACAACGGAGAAUGUGUUAAACCAGAAGAUUGUGGUCAAAGCGUAUACAAGAAGUGUUUUAAGAAAAAUGAAAUAUAUCACAAAUGCGGUUCAGACUGUGGACAUCGGUGUUUGGAUCUAAUUAAAGACAGUAAAAUCAAGUGUAAUGCCAAUGAAUGCCAGUCCGGAUGCUUCUGUAAAAAGGAUUAUUAUCGCAACACAAAAGGAGACUGUGUUCGCAAACACAACUGUGACUUCAGACUCAUUGGUAUGACUAAGAGUAGAUCUGAAUGCGAUACUGAAAGUGAAGAAUAUACCCAAUGCGGUAAUUUUUGCGAUGAAAAUUGUCCCAAAAUUAAGAUAUUUGGUCGACAAGAUGGCUGUCCUUACACUUGCAAUAAGGGAUGUGUGUGUCGUAAGGGUUAUAAGAGAACUACAGAAGGAAAGUGUGUUAAAGAGAGUAUGUGUUACGACAAAAGUGUUUGCACCUUAAAUGAGGUGUACUCUGAGUGUAGCAGCAACUGUGGCCGUCGGUGUAAUGAUCUGAUUCCCGGCAAAAAUAUCAGAUGUCCUCUGGUAUGUGAGUCCGGCUGUUUCUGUGAAAAGAGUUUGUAUAGAUUGAAAAACAACACAUGCGUUACCAGAAACAAGUGCGACACCGAUCCCAUUGAUUGUCACGAUAACGAAGAGUACAAGACAUGCGGUUCGCAGUGCGGCGAGACGUGCGAAGACCUCAAGAAUCCCGUCACGUGUCCCGAAGUAUGCGAAAAAGGGUGCUUUUGUUUGGAAAGUUUUUACAGAGAUUUAAGUGGAAUGUGUGUCAAGAAAGAAGAAUGUGAACUCCAGUCCACAACAACACCGGCGCCCAUAUGUGGACCAAAUGAAGACUAUAAAGAAUGCGGUAAUAAAUGCCAGGAAUCGUGUGAAGACAGAACUGACUGUAAAAAUGAUUGCGAAACGGGAUGUUUCUGCAAACCAGAUUUUUUGAGGAACCGUUUGGGCAAUUGUGUGGAAAAUACGAAAUGUAAUGAUGCUCUACAAUGCAUUGAAUGUCCUGAAAAUGAAUACUAUACUCACUGUGGCGAUGAUUGCGGACAGUUAUGCACAGACAUAGACAAAUCACGUGACUGUGGCGCCUGUAGGCACGGGUGCUUCUGUAAGUUUGGAUAUCUAAGGGAUCAGUUCGGCAAAUGUGUUACCAGAAAUCGGUGUUUUGAACAAACUCGCAAAACUAAUAAAACAUUUAUUAGACAUUCAAUAUAAUAAAUUAA